Messenger RNA from Castor canadensis (American beaver), 1746 nucleotides. The record is from RefSeq and is a predicted model, not a curated record. NCBI's taxonomy places the organism in Eukaryota, Metazoa, Chordata, Mammalia, Rodentia, Castoridae.
UGCGUGUGGCCGGGUUCCGGGAGCCUUCCGCAUGCCGGCGCAGGCCUCUGGCAGAUGGACGGAAUGGUAUACCAGACCGCAGUGUUGCUCCUUGAUAACUCAGCUGCUAAAUAUAGUCCAAGCAGUGACCUGGUUUCUUCAGCCUAGUGCCGGCCUCUCGCAUGUGCCAGGCCCUGAGUUUGUCACUGUGCUGUCUUCUGAAGAUCUACAGUAGCAUGGAUCUGCCUGUGGAUGAGUGGAAAUACUACCUUCUUCAGAAGUGGUCUUUACUCCCGAAAUCCAUUCAGCUCACAAUUUCUACAGCAGAGACUUUGAGUGAUAUCUUUCUUCACUCCUCUUCCCUUCUUCAACCUGAAGAUGAGGUGUUUUUAAAAAGACUUUCUAGAGGUUACUUGGUGGAAAAGGACCCCAACGCCCCCCUUUUCUACAGAAAAGAAGGAAACAAAAAAUUCCAGAAGAAGGAUUACACAGGAGCGGCAGUGCUGUACUCUAAGGGAGUUUCUCAUUCAAGGCCUAACACUGAGGACAUUUCACUGUGCUAUGCCAAUCGCUCUGCAGCCCUCUUCCACCUGGGUCAGUAUGAAACAUGUCUUGAAGACAUUGAAAGAGCACAGAUGCAUGGGUAUCCAGAAAGACUGAAACCCAAAAUGAUGUUGCGAAAGGCAGAAUGCCUGGUGACCCUGGGGAGACUACAGGAGGCGAAGCAGACCAUCAGUGAUCUUGAGAGGAACUUCACUGCCAAACCAACCCUGGAAGCUCCCUCCUGUCAAAUUCUGCAGAGAAACCUCCAUCAUCUGAAGAUGAAGGUACAAGAAAAGAAGACUGUCCCAGAAACAUUCCCAGGAGCUGUCACUAAAGCCUUUGAGGAUAUAGACAUAAGGGAAGAGAACAAACGCAUUUCCAGUGCAUCAUCAUCUGUUGGCUUGUGCACAGACCCUGUAAAAGGCCGCUAUCUGGUUGCCACAAAAGACAUCCUCCCAGGAGAGCUCCUGGUAAAGGAGGACGCUUUUGUGAUUGUCCUUAACCCAGGAGAAAUGCCACCUCUGCAUCAUGGCUUAGAAAGCAAGUGGGAUACUAGAGUUACCAAUGGGGACCUCAACUGUCAUCGAUGUUUGAAGCACACUUUGGCCACAGUGCCCUGCAAUGGAUGCAGCUAUGCCAAGUAUUGCAGUAAAGAGUGUUUGCAGCAAGCCUGGGAGCUCUACCAUAGCUCAGAGUGUGCUGUAGGGGGCCUGCUUCUCACACUGGGUGUCUUUUGCCAUGUUGCCCUGAGGUUGACUCUGUUGGCUAGGUUUGAGAACAUUGGUAAAGUUAUAAAGAAGCUUUGUGAUGAGAUUAGUAACAAGGACAUCUCUUUACCUGAAAGCAAGAAUCUGGUCAAGACACUCGGUGACAGCCACGGGGAGAGUGAGGAAACUGGCAAAAUAGUUGAGAUCCCAAUUCCUGGAUGCAAUAUUAAUGGAAAAUAUGAAAAUAAUUACAAUGCUGUCUUCAACCUCUUGCCCCAUACUGAAAACCAUAGCCCAGAGCACAAAUUCCUCUGUGCCAUCAGUGUCUCUGCACUGUGCAGGCAGCUCGAAGCAGCCAGCUUGCUGGCCUUCACCCCAGGCCUGAAGUCCUCUAAGCUAAAAGCAGCAGUGGCUACUGAAUUGUGUGCAGAUUUGAAUAUUUGGGGAGUGGCCAUGCUGCGACACAUGUUACAGCUACAGUGCAAUGCUCAGGCAAUAACUACCAUACAACAGACAG